AUGGCUAACCAAUCAAAUCCAAGUAUGGUUCGCCCCCCUCCCCUGAUUGAUAAUGAAACUUUCAAAAGAGAGGCAGUUAUCACAUGGUGUGCCUUUUACGUCCAAAUUGCUUUCCUUGCAGUCUUUGGCAAUGGACUAGUUGUGGCAUCCUUCAUUCGGUACUCGCGACUACGUACGAUAACAAAUUACUUCGUGGUCAGCCUCGCUGUAGCAGAUAUCUUGGUCGGCCUCGUCUCCAUACCCAUAUGGAUCUCCAUGCUACUUUAUUCAACAGGAGGUAAAACUUUAGGGAACAUUUACUACAUCCUUGACAUCUUUGCCGGUACCUGCUCCAUUCUGCAUCUCGUGACCAUCAGCUUAGAGCGCUUCUUUGCUGUGGUUUAUCCAAUUCGUCGCCGAAACACCUCACCCAAAGUCUACUAUAUAUUUUUGGUGGCCGUGUGGAUUAUUCCAGCCGCAGCAUCUCUAUCUGCACUGGAACUAAAGGAAAUCAACCGCAAAGCUAAUAUGAUGUUUCUUUUCAUGGGAUUUUUCGUAAUUCCAUUGUUGGUUAUUCUGUUCACUUACGCAAAGAUUUGGCUCACGGCCAGGAAUCGAAUACAGCCGGCUCGGGACAGUUCACGAUCGAUAAAACGUGACAUGCGUAUUGCAGUUACCAUUGCGUUAGUUAUUGGCUUUUUCGUAAUUGCCUGGUUACCUUUCUUUACAGUUCAGUUACUAAUAGUGUUUUGCGAGUCAUGCAAACCCAGAAUUUACAACACCGACCUCCUUUUGUUUGUAAAGUAUAUGCAUUACAGCAAUUCAGCGAUCAAUCCUAUUGUCUACGCUGUGAAAAUCCCAGAGUUCCGUCGAGCCUUCAAGCAGUUAGUUUGCUGCUGUGAUAGCGGAACCCCAUCCGUCACAGAAAUUGUAUCAGGAACAGACAUGCGUGUCGCCUCACAUACCUCUCACGAAAGAGCUUUGUCGCAUUAA
Pocillopora meandrina is the source of this 972-nucleotide messenger RNA. The record is from the annotation of a GenBank genome assembly. NCBI's taxonomy places the organism in Eukaryota, Metazoa, Cnidaria, Anthozoa, Scleractinia, Pocilloporidae.